Papaver somniferum (opium poppy) is the source of this 945-nucleotide messenger RNA. RefSeq names its product glutathione transferase GST 23-like. The record is from RefSeq and is a predicted model, not a curated record. The coding region runs from base 265 to 753 and encodes 162 amino acids. Gene Ontology annotation, molecular function: glutathione transferase activity. Lineage: Eukaryota; Viridiplantae; Streptophyta; Magnoliopsida; Ranunculales; Papaveraceae. Gene Ontology annotation, cellular component: cytoplasm. Gene Ontology annotation, biological process: glutathione metabolic process. The transcript has 2 exons.
ACAAAUAAUUUAAAAAAAAAAAAACACAAACAAAACAGCGCAAUAUGGGAGAAGAAUCGGUGAAGUUAAUUGGAGCGUGGUUUAGUCCUUUCAGUUUCAGAGUGAAGUGUGCUUUAGAAUUGAAAAAAAUCGAAUAUGAUUACAUAGAAGAAGAUAUGUUUAAGAUGGAGAGGCCAAUAAUAUCGAAGCAUAACCCAAGUUGUGAUAAGGAGAAUAAAAAAGGUGCCGGUUUUUGUUCAUGGUGGAAACUCAGUUUUGGAGUCCAUGGUUAUCGUUGAGUACAUCGAUGAAAUGUGGCCAGACCGCUAUCCGUUGCUACCAAAAGACGUAUACGAAAAAUCUAUCGUUAGGUUUUGGAUUAAAUUCAUCGAAGACAAGAGUACCGUCUUUUUUAUGUUUUUCAUAACAUCGGGGGAAGCAAAUAAGAAGGCACAGGGAGAUAUGUUGGAAUUGUUGACAACCAUUGAGACGCAAACUGGAUUUAAAGAUGAUAACUGUAAGUUUUUUGGUGGUGACAAGAUUAAUGCCGUUGACUUGGCAUUUUCUCCUUUUGCUUACUGGCUUGGAGCUAUGGAAAAAGCAGAAGGAGUGUCCCUUCUUGAAGCACAUAAAUUCCCUAAACUUCAUGCCUGGACCGAAGCACUCAAACAAGAUCCAGUGAUACAGAAAAACCUCCCGGACUUUGAGGAACUGGUGGUUUUUUUCGAAAAUAUCAAGAAGUAUGGCUACCAACAGACACCACCAAGUACUUAAAUAAGUCAUCUUUCUCAGAUCUCUCUAUUGAGAAACCGUACAAGAUUACUACAAGAGGGCCACGGAAGACUGUUCUUGUUUUCAUUUUAUAUUCUAUGUGUGCGCUUUAAAAUUUGAAUAAAAGGUGUGGUUGUUAUAAUAAGUGGUGUGACAAGGGUUUUAAAAAACGGAUAUGAAAAAAAUGUUUUUACA